Molecule: messenger RNA, 663 nt
Organism: Brenthis ino (lesser marbled fritillary)
Lineage: Eukaryota; Metazoa; Arthropoda; Insecta; Lepidoptera; Nymphalidae
Source: the annotation of a GenBank genome assembly
AUGUAUCUUUCCAUAUUAUUGACGUUGCUCGCCCUAACGAGUACCUUUGGACAUCCACAAGCAGUACCUGCAGGAGUGGCGUCUCCGCUUAAUCCAUACUACGCGGGUCGUAACUCUCUCGCUUCCCGUUACAGCCCCUAUUAUAACCCAGCCAGUGCCACUGUACCCAUUCUAACCUAUUCAAGCAACCAGGGAAUCGAUGGCAGCUACGAUUUCAGUUUUACGACGGGCGAUGGCAAACAAGCUCAAGAAACUGGAUAUCUAAAGAGUGCCUACAUAGACAACACUGGUGCUCCUCAAGGGGCUCAGGUUAAAGAAGGCAGUUUCAGCUAUGUCUCUCCAGAAGGUACUCCUAUUCAAUUAAACUACGUAGCAGAUGAAAAUGGUUUCAGGCCUCUCGGUUUUCAUAUACCAGCAGAUGGAAGAGGAGUUGUACCAGCUGGCUUACUAGAUACUAUAAAAGGAUCACAAGCAUAUGACCCUCGUUAUAAUCUCUACGAUCCAUAUAACGGUAAUCUAGCACAUAGACAGUACAAUCCUCUAAAGCCUUAUGAUGCCAGAUAUCCUACUGAUCCUAAUUAUUAUAAUCCUUAUAAUCCUUAUAGAUCUGCCUACAAUACUGCCUACAAUAAUAUUGCAAAGGGAGUUCAAAAAAUUACCAAU